CCUCGCCCGGCGGCCCUCCUUCCCCUCUGCGGGCCGCGAAAGAGGCGGGGAAGGGGGAAGCGGAGCUUUCCGAGGCCGGGCGUGAGAGAGAGAGAGAGAGAGAGAGAGAGAAGGGGGGCGGCCCCCGGGCGGGAGAGACCGAGAGGACCCUCUCUCCCCCCACCCCUCUGCCCGUUUGAGGAAAAAGGGGGCAGACGUAGCGGGGUUGGGCAAGGAAGGGGAGCAGGCCCGUCGACAUAAGCCAGCGCCAGAGGGAAAACGUCCCCCCCUCCCCGAAAGGCGAAGGGGAGAGAGAGAGAGAGAGACGGACGGGGGGCUUCCCUCCCAGAAGAAGAGGAGGAAAAAAGGGGGGACGAGGAAGAGGAGGAGAAGGCCUCGCCCGUCGUCGUCCCUUUGGGCUUCAUUCCCCCCCUUCCCCCGCUACUCCCGACCUCCAGGCAGCGUCGACCUUUCGUAACACCCAGCUCUGCUCCCGCCCCUCUCUGCGUGCCUGUCACACCAGGAGGAUUUGAUGCCCUUCAGCCUGCUCACCUCUGUGGUGUUCAUGUUUCCCACAGGUUUCUCUUCCCCCAACCCCCCAGCAGCAGCGGCGGCUCAGGAGGUCAGACCUGCCACGGAUGGUAGCAGCAGCAGUGGCUCUUCCUCCUCCUCUGCCACCAAGAAGAGAAAGCUGAACAGCAGCAGCAACAGCGGCGAGAGAGAAGACGUGGACUCCAUCUCCUCCUGUGCGUCCCUCCUGUCUCGCAACAGCGGUUCCUCCUUGCCCGCUCUCAUUAUCACCGCCUCCACGGCCUCCUGUUCCUCCUCCUCUUCCUCAGGGCUUGCUUCUUCCAACCACCACCUGCAAAAGAAGCUGCGUUUCGAGGACUCCUUGGAUUUUAUUGGACUGGAUGUGAAGAUGGCCGAGGAGUCGUCCUCUUCGUCGUCGUCCUCAUCGCCGGCUGCGUCUUCGCAGCAGCACCAGCAGCUCAAAAACAAAAGCCUCUUAAUCUCCUCAGUAGCGGUGGGACACCAUGCCAACGGCCUGACCAAAGCUGCCUCCUCCACUGUCUCCAGUUUUGCAAACAGUAAACCUGGGUCAGCCAAGAAGUUAGUGAUCAAGAACUUUAAAGAUAAACCUAAACUGCCUGAAAAUUAUACCGAUGAAACCUGGCAAAAACUGAAAGAAGCUGUAGAAGCAAUUCAGAACAGUACUUCAAUUAAAUACAACUUAGAAGAGCUUUACCAGGCUGUUGAAAACCUUUGCUCCUACAAAAUUUCUGCAAAUUUGUACAAGCAAUUAAGGCAGAUUUGUGAAGACCAUAUCAAAGCACAGAUCCAUCAGUUCAGAGAGGAUUCGUUGGACAGUGUUCUUUUUCUUAAGAAAAUAGACAAAUGUUGGCAAGACCAUUGCAGACAGAUGAUAAUGAUUAGAAGCAUCUUUUUGUUCCUGGAUCGAACUUACGUUCUCCAAAAUUCAAUGCUGCCAUCAAUUUGGGAUAUGGGGCUGGAAUUGUUUAGGACUCAUAUAAUUAGCGAUCAGAAAGUCCAGAACAAAACUAUCGAUGGCAUUCUUCUCUUGAUCGAGAGGGAAAGAAACGGAGAGGCUAUUGACAGGAGUCUGCUCCGUAGCCUCCUAAGCAUGCUUUCAGAUUUGCAAAUUUAUCAGGAUUCUUUCGAGCACAGAUUCUUGGAAGAAACAAACCGUCUCUAUGCCGCAGAAGGACAGCGGCUUAUGCAAGAAAGAGAGGUCCCUGAAUAUCUUCAUCAUGUCAACAAACGCUUGGAAGAAGAGGCAGACAGGAUUAUAACGUACCUGGAUCAAAGCACUCAGAAACCACUAAUCGCUACUGUAGAAAAACAGUUGCUGGGGGAACAUUUAACAUCCAUCCUACAGAAAGGUUUAAAUCAUCUCCUGGAUGAAAAUCGAAUUCAAGAUUUGUCACUACUCUAUCAGUUGUUCAGCCGGGUCAAAAAUGGAGUACAGGCUCUUUUGCAACAGUGGAUUGAAUAUAUAAAGGUAAUUGUGCCCGGCUAA
Messenger RNA from Thamnophis sirtalis, 2017 nucleotides. The record is from RefSeq and is a predicted model, not a curated record. NCBI's taxonomy places the organism in Eukaryota, Metazoa, Chordata, Lepidosauria, Squamata, Natricidae.